AUGUUCUACGGGGAGAAGCCGAACCUUAGCCACUUGCAGGUGUUUGGGGCGCGGGCCUACAUCCACGUGCCAAAAGGAAACCGGAAGAAGAUGGAGCCCGUGAGUGAGCGAGGGGUGUUUUUGGAGUACGAGCUCAACUCUAAGUCCUACCGGGUCCUCCGAGAGCGGGAUGGUAGGGUUUUGACUUCCCGCAACGUCAUUGUGGAUGAGCGUGGGCCCUUCGUGAUCCUUGAGCUUGGCUCCGAUCCGGGGAAGGAGGAGGGGGGUGCUCGCGGCCCUAGUCGUGUGAGCCCCCCAACUCGGAUGGGUGUAGGGGCUACCCCUACGGGGGAGGCCGGCACCGGGAGCGAGAAGUCCGUUAAAACGGAUGAAGAAGAGACGGCGGAGCGAAGAUACCCCGCUAGAGCGAGGCGGGCGCCCGGGGAGUGGUAUCGGGCGAAUUUGGCAGCGGAAACGGGGGAGCACCCCAAGAGAUUGGGGGAGCAUCCGAAGCCGCAAACCUAUCAAGAAGCCGUAGGGGGCGAAGAGAGUGAGCUUUGGCGGAACUCGAUGGACGAGGACAUGCGGUCCUUGUUGGAGAACGGGACGUGGGAGAUCGUCGAAAAACCGGAAGGGGUAGAGCCGGUUCCCAUGACGUGGGUUUACAAGAUUAAGCGGGAUGCGCUUGGGAACGUGGGCGGUAUAUGUCUCGCGUGGUGGCGAAAGGGUACUUGCAAAAGCACUGUUGAGAUACGCGCAUUUAGGGACCGAAUCUCUGG
Molecule: messenger RNA, 758 nt
Organism: Klebsormidium nitens
Lineage: Eukaryota; Viridiplantae; Streptophyta; Klebsormidiophyceae; Klebsormidiales; Klebsormidiaceae
Source: the annotation of a GenBank genome assembly